ACGUCAUGAGCUCAACGCAUGCUCUUUCUCGUAAUCAACACGAAAAUGACAGCAGAACUAACGUAGGAACCCUUCACGUUUCGCUAUUUAGAGCAGGCGAACCUGUGCAAGGAAGCGGCAGUUCAUCUUCUCAGAGCUCAAGAAACAUGGCGGAGCAGGAGACGAAGAUGGUGAUCAAAGUGGAUCUUCAGUGCCGUCGCUGCUACAAGAAGAUCAAGAAAAUCCUGUGCGAGAUCCCUCAAGUGAAAGAUCGAAUCUUCGACGAGAAACAAAACACGGUGACCAUCACAGUGGUGUGUUGCAGUCCCGAGAAGGUCCGGCAAAAGAUUUGUUGCAAGGGAGGAUGUUGCAUUUUAUGCAUCGACAUUAUACCGUGCAAGCCACUUACAAAGGAUAAAUCCACUCAAACUGAGAAACCAGAUACAAAGGAUAAAUCCACUCAAACUACAGAAACAUGUCCUCCCAGAAAACAGUGUCCUCCUCCACCGGUACUAGGUUACCCGCCGGUGUAUGUGAUGGGGCUGGUGUACGUUUGUCCCCCAUGUCACAAUCGAGGUUGCGGUUGGUUCUGUCCGUGCAGCUGCCACUGCAGGAGGCCACCAAUGUGCGACGGUGGAUGUGGGAGGCCACCGAUGUGCCGUGAUGGUUGUGGGUGGCCGGCCCACGAGUGCCGAUGCCAGAGACCUCUUUACUCGAGGUGCUACGAUUGAUGCGACGACAAUGGAAAUGCCUCUUCGUCAUGGACCCUGCACAGUCGUGACGGUGGAAGGCCACCGGUGUGCACCAAUGCCGGCUGCGAGUGCGAAGCUUUCUGGUCCCUUGUGUAAGGAGAGCUCCGUGGUAUUUAUGCGAAACCGAGGUUUUCAUUCCCUCGAGCCGGUGUUUUCACGACAUCGAGAGGGGCAUGCUAUACAGUAUCUUCCAUUAGAUAUACGUCGCCGUUGUCGGAUCUUGAUUAUGUCUACGCAUAAGGAUCCGUUGAAUUAUGCUUUACCCUAGGUUUUCAACUUCUAUUGUACUUUGCAUUACCUUUCACCUACUUUGGUCUUCAAUGUUGUUGCUGAUU
This is a messenger RNA of Rhodamnia argentea, 1066 nucleotides long. RefSeq names its product protein PYRICULARIA ORYZAE RESISTANCE 21-like. The transcript is spliced from 3 exons. Bases 6 to 710 code for a protein of 234 amino acids. Gene Ontology annotation, molecular function: metal ion binding. The record is from RefSeq and is a predicted model, not a curated record. Lineage: Eukaryota; Viridiplantae; Streptophyta; Magnoliopsida; Myrtales; Myrtaceae.